AUGGUCGAACACCUCUACAUACCGCAGGUCAGCGAACUUCUCCUGAUUCGGAAGCAAUCGCAUUGCGUUCUAAUAGGGGAUCCCCAUGAUGCCAUCCACGGACACGUCGAUGUUCUGAACAGGCUCCUCACUGCCGGCGGUACGUCAUUGGUGGACUCCGAAGACUCUUGCGGUACUACCCCGCUGAUGGACGCAGUGAGAUUCGGUUCGAAAGAAUGCAGCUCGCUCCUGUUGAACUCGGGGGCAUCGCUCGAGAGAAGAGACAAGAUGGGACGGAACGUGCUCCAUAUUGCAGCGCAGAGCGGGUCAUCGAGCGAUAUUCUAGAUCUCCUGCUCGAUAAGAAUUGCUUGCAAGUCAACUGUCGGACCGCUAAUGGUCAGACUGCGCUUCAUCUUGCCGCGAGGGAAAAUCAGGUGGGCUGCUUGGAACACCUCUUGUCGAUAGGAGCUGAUCCCGCCUUAAGAGACGACACGGGUGCGACAGGUACCAAAUUCAGGAUCCUGCGACUACUUUGGAAAGUAUUGUCCGUACAGAGCACAGAUUCUGACAUUUUCCCCCUCGUCGCAGCCGGAGACGUCGCAAUGAAGUUCAACAAUCGCACGCUCUGCGACAUACUGCGUACGUGA
Molecule: messenger RNA, 627 nt
Organism: Galendromus occidentalis (western predatory mite)
Lineage: Eukaryota; Metazoa; Arthropoda; Arachnida; Mesostigmata; Phytoseiidae
Product: serine/threonine-protein phosphatase 6 regulatory ankyrin repeat subunit C
Exons: 3
Coding region: 1-627 (208 amino acids)
Molecular function (GO): protein binding
Source: RefSeq, a predicted model, not a curated record